CGGAGCGCAGCAGGCUGCUGGAUGAGCCGCUCAGCUUUCAGUGACUUCAGGAAAACUGUUUGCAUACCAAUCUCCCCUCAGCACUGCACGCUUGUCCAAUUUUGGGACCGCAGAUCUCGGAGCGGUGGAUUUUAAUAGCUGGACGCUGCUUGGGGGCAAAAUCACCUCCGUGGACAACCCCCGACUGAUCUGCGUGUUUUUGUUUUAUUUGAAUACUUACCUCCAGCAGUCCCGGGGCUUCUCAGAAUCGGCUGUUCAGUGGCAUUUUCGCAGGGAAACAGCUUGUCACAGACUGAGGUUUCGGCACUGAGCUGCGCUUUGAGCCCAUGAAAACAGGAGAGGAGAGAAAUCUGAGAGAAGUCAUCAGCUUCACCUGAACAAAGAAGAAGCACAAGCAGAUACACAUGGGGCAGGGAGAGGCUUCAGCGCGAGGGACAACCAUGGAGGGGGACUGUCUCAGCUGCAUCAAGUACCUCAUGUUUGUCUUCAAUUUCCUCAUCUUUCUAGGAGGCUCUUUCCUCCUGGGAGUGGGAGUGUGGGUACUGGUGGACCCCACUGGGUUCAGGGAAAUUGUAGCAGCCAACCCCCUGCUAUUUACCGGUGUAUACAUCAUCCUGGGCAUGGGAGGCAUGCUCUUCCUUCUGGGCUUCCUGGGCUGCUGUGGAGCCAUCCGCGAAAACAAGUGUCUGCUCCUCUUUUUCUUUAUGCUCAUCCUCCUCAUCUUCUUAGCAGAGCUGGCUGCUGCCAUCCUGGCCUUCAUAUUCCGGGAGCACCUGACCAGAGAGUACUUCACCAAGGAGCUGAAGAGGCAUUAUCAGGGCUACAACAACACUGACGUCUUCACUUCCACAUGGAAUGCCAUCAUGACUACAUUUGACUGCUGUGGGGUGAACAGCCCAGAGGAUUUUAAGGACAGCCUGUUCAGGCUGAUCAACCAAAAUCAUAUGGUGCCAGAAGCCUGCUGCCAGCGUGCCAGUCAGACCGGGGAGUUGGCCUAUAUCAGCCAGGAGCAGUGCUUAUCAGGCAAUAUGAUGUUCCGCAAUAACAAGGGCUGUUACUCUGCAGUAGUUGACUACUUUGAACUGUACAUCUAUGUGGCUGGAGCACUGGCCAUUGUGGUGCUGACCAUUGAGCUCUUUGCCAUGGUCUUUGCAAUGUGUCUCUUCAGGGGAAUCCAGUAGAGCUGCUCCAUCUGAACUUCUUUUUCUAAAAAGGGAAUUCAGGAGAAAAGAACAAAAUGGACACUUGUAAAUUUGUUGAUCUCUUUUUCUAUUGGCUAAUUGGUAGAAAAACAAACUCUCAAACUCUUGUACUUCACAGCUGGACUUUUGAGGUACUGGGUGGCAAAAAAACAAACAUAAACACACACACACACACACACACACACACACACACACACACACACACACACACACAUAUAAACCAUAGAAAAAAUGGGAGAUCAGAGACAAAACCGAUGUAAAAGAUUUGUGUGUAAAGUGGAAACAGUUGUUUUUUGGACCAGGUCUAGCACAGACUGGGUGUAAAGUGGACCAGGCAUGAGGACCAGGUGAAGCCUGAGCAGAAGGCACUGCACUGACUUUUGGAUGAAGAAUAUUUAUAUUAAGUAAAGUUGGCUUAACUGUAAAAAAAAGAAAAAAAGAAAAAGAAGAAAAAAGAAGAAAAAAAAGAAAGUGUUUCAUGUACACUUUGGCUGUUACCCUCUUCCCUUUCAUACUGUAAACUGUAACACACUCCUUCCCACCAUAUGACUUUUUUACAGCCACUCUUCUCUAACGCUGUAUUAUAUAAGCUCUGUGUGUCUGUGUCUGUGUGUGGGUGUGCGUGCGUGCGUGCGUGCGUGCGUGCGUGUGUGUGUGUGUACAUACUUGAUGCUCUUUUUGAAUGUGUAUGAACUAGUUUGUGACCAUGUGAGCUCUUCAUGACCCCUCUCCCCCAAGCUCGAAAGCCAACCUCUGAUUCUUUUUCUAUUUGUAUGGUGAUGUUUAUUGCAGUAGUGGUAUGUGUAUGUGGUUUUAGGUGGUGAAAUGUAUGUGUAUGCAUUUGUAUUAGAUUCUUGAAAAGUCAAUGACAUAAAUGGCAUUCUAAAUGAC
This is a messenger RNA of Dicentrarchus labrax (European seabass), 2093 nucleotides long. It is a transcript of the gene tspan18b, whose product is annotated as tetraspanin 18b. NCBI's taxonomy places the organism in Eukaryota, Metazoa, Chordata, Actinopteri, Moronidae. The coding region runs from base 405 to 1181 and encodes 258 amino acids. The transcript has 9 exons. Gene Ontology annotation, cellular component: membrane. The record is from RefSeq and is a predicted model, not a curated record.